Messenger RNA from Punica granatum (pomegranate), 3647 nucleotides. Lineage: Eukaryota; Viridiplantae; Streptophyta; Magnoliopsida; Myrtales; Lythraceae. The record is from RefSeq and is a predicted model, not a curated record.
GACAAAAAAAAAAAAAAAAAAACAAAGGAGAAGGAAAAGGGAAGUGAUCAGAAGAUACUGACGAAAAUAUCAUCCUAAUCUGACAAACAUCGCUCAAUCUUCCCUUCGUGUUUCGUUUGUUGGGCAGUGGACACUUUUUCUUCCCAAAAGAUCUGCGCAAAAAGUAGUGACUGCCCUUCUCCCUUCCCUCUCCAUGGCCCUUUCUUCCAUUGGCGGCCUCCCCGGCCUCUGUCAAUCAUAAGCCCGCAUUUCUCUGAACCAUAACGUGCCUUCUCCAGCAGCUCUCCCGUCACUCCCCUUUUCUCCCUCCGAAGACUUCUCCUGUAGCUUUCCACUGAAGUAAAGGUGAGAAGCCUAUGCCCAUCACAUCAGCUGAGCUUACGAUCUGUCUUCCAUUGGGUUUUGCAUUGUUUUGGGUCCCGUUGAGCUGAAUUCUUCUUCAUCUUCGUCGUAUAUGCCGAACUGGGGCCUGCUUUCCAUUUCCAGCAAGUCCAUGAAAUCGGUGACCGUGAGCUUUAGACUCCCGUACCACACUCAGUGGGGUCAGAGCCUGCUUGUGUGCGGUGCCGAGCCCGUGCUUGGCUCUUGGAAUGUCAAGAAGGGCCUCCUGCUGAGCCCUCAUCACCAGGGCAUUGAGCUCAUAUGGACUGGCUCCAUGCCAGUUCAUGCCGGAUUUACGAGCGAGUACAGUUACUAUUUGGUGGACGACCAGAGGAACGUGCUGAGAUGGGAGAUGGGGGAGAAGCGCACACUGUUAGUUCCUGAGGGUGUGAACGAUGGGGAGGUUCUGGAGUUUUAUGAUCUUUGGCAGACUGGUUCAGAUACUCUUCCAUUUAGAAAUGCAUUCAAAGACGUUAUCUUCCGGAGGAGUCGGAGUUUGGACAUAGAGAGACCUUUGGCUGCAGUUAAGCCGAAGUUGGAUGUAGAUGAUUCAGUCCUUGUCCAUUUUAAGAUUUGCUGCCCAAAUAUUGAGGAAGACUCGAUGGUCUAUGUUAUUGGUAGCAGUUCCAAGUUGGGGCAAUGGAAAAUUCAAAAUGCACUUAAACUUAGCUAUGCUGGUGAUUCCGUUUGGCAUGCUGAAUGUAUAAUACCGAGGGGUGACUUUCCACUAAAAUAUCGGUAUUGUAAGUAUGGCAAAUCAGGAAAAAUUGCUCUAGAGACCGGUUCCAAUCGAGAACUUUCUCUCAAUUCCUCAAAAGGUCCAUCCCGAUACAUAUUCCUCUCAGAUGGCAUGAUGCGAGAGAUGCCUUGGCGUGGAGCUGGCAUGGCAAUUCCAAUGUUUUCUGUGAGAUCAGAAGAUGAUCUUGGAGUUGGGGAGUUUCUUGACCUUAAGUUACUUGUCGACUGGGCAGUUGAAUCAGGGUUCCAUUUAGUUCAGCUCUUGCCAAUCAAUGAUACUUCUGUCCAUGGGAUGUGGUGGGAUUCAUAUCCUUACAGUUCGCUUUCAGUGUUUGCUUUGCAUCCGCUUUAUCUGAGAGUACAGGCACUGUCAGAUCAUAUACCAGAUGAUAUCAAGCAAGACAUUCUGAAGGCGAAAGAAGAACUAAACAAGAAGGAUGUUGAUUAUGAAGCAACAAUGGCUACUAAGCUUUCCAUUGCCAAGAGGAUGUUUGCCACAGAGAAGGAUUCAAUUCUCAAUUCCAGUUCCUUCCAGAAAUUCUUUUCUGAGAAUGAGGAAUGGCUGAAACCCUAUGCAGCAUUUUGUUUUCUGAGAGACUUCUUUGAAACAUCAGAUCAUAGCCAAUGGGGUCGGUUUUCUAAUUUUUCAAAAGAGAAGCUUGAGAAGCUUACUGCAAAAGACAGCCUCCAGUACGAGAUAAUUUGCUUCCACUACUAUGUUCAGUUCCAUUUACAUUCACAAUUAUUGGAGGCCGCGGAAUAUGCGAGAAAGAGACGCGUGGUUCUAAAAGGAGAUCUUCCUAUUGGAGUUGACCGGAAUAGUGUGGAUACCUGGGUCUACCCUAACUUGUUCCGCAUGAAUACAUCUACUGGUGCACCUCCUGAUUAUUUCGAUAAGAAUGGGCAGAACUGGGGAUUUCCCACUUAUAACUGGGAAGAAAUGUCGAAAGAUAAUUAUGCUUGGUGGCGUGCUCGGCUAACACAGAUGGCAAAGUAUUUCACUGCAUACAGAAUCGACCAUAUAUUGGGUUUCUUUAGGAUCUGGGAGCUCCCAGAGCAUGCUAUGACUGGCUUAGUUGGUAAAUUUCGACCAUCAAUUCCUCUAAGCAAGGAAGAAUUGGAACGAGAAGGAAUAUGGGAUUUUGACCGUUUGAGCAAGCCAUACGUUCGACAGGAAUUUCUGGAGGAAAGAUUUGGAGAUUCCUGGCCUUUAAUAGCAUCCAAUUUUUUUAAUGCAUGUGGAAAGGAUCGAUAUGAGUUCAAGGAAGAGUGCAACACAGAGAAAAAAAUAGCUGCAAAGGUGAAGACCCUCACGGAGAAGUCCUUAUUGGGGAAUGAUGAUAAGAGUCGAAGAGAUCUUUUUGAUCUUAUAAAGAAUAUAGUUCUCAUCAAGGACCCCGAAGAUCCAACAAAAUUUUACCCUCGUUUCAACCUUGAAGAUACAUCAAGUUUUAAUGACUUAGACGAUCACAGCAAGAAUGUUUUGAGAAGACUCUAUUAUGAUUACUAUUUCCACCGGCAAGAAGAUCUGUGGCUGCGAAAUGCCCUGAAGACACUGCCAGUCCUUCUGAACUCCUCAGAUAUGAUGGCUUGUGGGGAAGAUUUGGGCCUGAUCCCAUCUUGUGUACAUCCGGUUAUGCAAGAGCUGGGAUUGGUCGGUCUAAGAAUCCAACGUAUGCCAAGUGAACCAGACUUAGAAUUUGGCAUUCCUUCUCAAUACAGUUACAUGACGGUUUGUGCUCCAUCCUGCCAUGACUGCUCUACAUUGCGUGCUUGGUGGGAAGAAGACGAAGAAAGAAGACGUCGCUAUUUCAAGGCUGUUGUUGGGACUGACAAGUUGCCCCCAAGUAGAUGUGCACCCGAAGUUGUCCAUUUUAUCCUUAGGCAACAUGUUGAAGCGCCGUCAAUGUGGGCGAUCUUCCCUCUCCAGGAUCUACUGGCAUUGAAAGAAGAGUACACAAGUCGCCCUGCGACGGAGGAGACGAUUAACGACCCCACAAACCCGAAACACUACUGGAGAUACCGUGUCCACAUGACGCUGGAGUCUUUGAUGAAGGAUAAGGGACUCAAGACCACGAUUAAGGAUCUCGUGAGCGGGAGCGGGAGAUCGUAUCCCCGACUUGAGGAAGCUGAUGUCCCAGAAAUCCAAGCCGAAAACAGUGAUGCGGAAAAGAAGCAGGUGAUCAAUGGUGUCCCAAAGGAGAGGGUGGCAGUUUCGGUCUGAAGGUCAUGCAGCUGAGCGUCCCUCUUGCGCUCGUAUAUAUUGUUCAUCGUGAAUGGCUUCUUCUAAGCUCGCUCGUGAGGUUCCCGCUUAUACCUAUGCCUUCUGUAGAUCAUUUUAUUCUGUCAGCAAUUAGUAAAGGUAUGUCAUUGCGCGAGGUAAUUCCAGUGUUAAGAGAAGUUGAUUACGUACGCGAGGUAGUUAUGUUAGCCCGAUAAAGAAUAAAGAGAUAGCUUAUCGCACUCUUGUAACCUUAAUAAAAUCAAAAUCUUUCCGCGGCCAGAUCGUGCACGGCUAUUAAUUUGUA